AUGCCGUUAACAGCAAGGCAAAGAAGUAUUCAUAAUAAGAAUGGAGCAAAACGGACAACAAGCUUUAAAGGGAAGCGUCUACGUAAAGGCAGCGAGGGAGAAUACAUAGUUACGAGUGCACCAACAGACCUACAAAGUUUGGCAUAUCCUGGUGGAGCAGUGGCAUUGGCACUGCUGUUGGUUGCACGAUUAGCAUCUGCCUAUUGGGGCCAUAUUUCAGACUGCGAUGAAACAUUCAACUAUUGGGAACCUCUUCACUAUUUAGUGUAUGGAACUGGCCUACAAACAUGGGAGUACAGUCCUGUCUAUGCCAUUCGGUCAUACAUGCCGCUGUGGCUAUUUGCUGUACCUGCCAAAAUGCUGUCAUUCAUUUUCUCACCUGUGACUGUGUUCUACUCUCUGCGAUUUCUACUUGCUGUGCUUUCGGCGUGUGCUGAACUCAUUUUUUACAAGGCAGUGUGUCACGAGUUUGGGGUCCAUGUAGGCAGAAUAUGGCUAGGCCUGACUCUACUAGCUGCAGGCAGCUUCGUUGCGAGCUCUGCUAUGUUGCCUUCCUCGUGGAGCUUAGCUCUUGUGUCUGCUGCGCUCGCCAGCUGGUGGCGGAAUCGAUACCCGGCCGCUGUUUUAUUUACGGCAGCUAAUGCUCUGCUCAGUUGGCCGUUUACCGCACUAAUUGGCCUUCCAAUUGCAGUCGAUAUGUUAAUAUUGAAGCGACAAUUUGUGGAAUUUUUCAAAUGGUCUCUCAUUUCCCUAAUUAUCAUCUUGCUGCCAACCAUAGCUGUGGAUUCGUAUCAUUAUGGACGGCUGGUCAUAGCUCCAUGGAAUAUUAUUGCAUAUAAUAUUUUCACCGAGCAUGGACCUGACUUGUACGGAGUUGAACCGUGGACAUAUUAUUUUAUUAAUGGAUUCUUGAACUUCAAUUUUGUUUGGGUACUGGCUCUGUGCUGCCCUGUGCACCUGAUGGUGUGCCGGGCGCUGGCCCCUCGCUCCACCCUGCGCGCCACCUUCUGCAAGCCCUACUGGCUCACGCUGCUGCCCCUGGACCUGUGGCUGGCCGUCUUUAUGCUGCAGCCGCAUAAGGAAGAAAGGUUCCUAUAUCCAGUCUACAGCAUGAUUGUCCUGGGGGGCGCCAUAGGACUUGAUUGCAUGCAGAAGAUGAUGUUCUGGCUAGGCACGGAGGUCUUCCGAUGGCAAAAGGACAGGAGGCACUAUUUGGCAUCGGAAUAUGCUGGCCAGGUUAUGAUUUUGGCUGCUUGUGGCAUUGGUAUUAUAGGAAUAUCUCGAACGGUAGCCCUCUACAACAACUACCAUGGUCCAAUGACGAUUCUCAACCAUCUGCCACCAACGAGUGAACCACUCAACAUCUGCUACGGCAAAGACUGGUAUAGAUAUCCUUCAAGCUUCCACAUACCACGAGGCAGUAAUAUUCGGUUCAUAAGAAGCGAUUUUAAGGGACAACUGCCGGCGCCGUAUUCCAGUGAAAAAAAUGCAACACGCCUAAUCCAUCCAUAUUUCAACGACCAAAACAAAAUGGAUCGUCGGACACUUUUACACCCGUCAGAGUGCCACUAUCUCGUAGAUUCCGACAUCGGCGAGCCCACAAUAUUGCAACCCGCGUACCAUAAAGACAACAACUGGGAAAUCGUUGCUAGUGUUCCUUUCAUAGAUGCGAAAAAAUCACAUAGUAUAUUUAGAGCGUUUUAUAUUCCUAUGGUAUCAAGUAAACAUUGUGUGUUCGCUAACUUGUAUUUGUUAAAGAAUAAGAUUUUACUUGGCUAGAAAAGCAACAUGUUCACUUUGCUGUUUCAUGGUUGGUUCUUACGAGUUAACGAUGCUUCUGUGAGAUGUCACUCUUUAAGAGUAUAACGAUUUGGAUGUGAAAAUUCGCACGCCAAAAUAUUAUC
Molecule: messenger RNA, 1904 nt
Organism: Hyposmocoma kahamanoa
Lineage: Eukaryota; Metazoa; Arthropoda; Insecta; Lepidoptera; Cosmopterigidae
Gene: Alg9
Product: alpha-1,2-mannosyltransferase ALG9
Exons: 9
Coding region: 1-1779 (592 amino acids)
Biological process (GO): protein N-linked glycosylation
Cellular component (GO): endoplasmic reticulum membrane
Molecular function (GO): alpha-1,2-mannosyltransferase activity
Source: RefSeq, a predicted model, not a curated record